AUGACUACAAAAGUCCUGUUUGUUUCUUUCCUUGUCCUAGUCCUAGCAACUGAUGCCGCCUAUGGGGGUAGCAUUCCGAUCUAUUGGGGCCAAGGUCGUGAGAGUACUCUCAGCCAAGCAUGCUCGACCAAAUUAUAUUCACAUGUUAACAUAGCCUUUCUUAGUAAGUUUGGCAAAGGAAGAACUCCUAUGCUAGAUCUUGCUACACAUUGCAAUCCAUCAACAGGUGGUUGCAGAUUUCUAAGUAACGAAAUCAAGUAUUGUCAAUCGAUUGGGGUAAAGGUCUUACUCUCAAUAGGUGGUAAUGGCGCGGAUUACACCUUGAACUCUCCAAUUGAAGCUAAAGACCUAGCAAAUUAUUUGUGGAACAAUUUCUUGGGCGGCUACUCUCGUACACGACCAUUUGAUAAUGUUGUGCUUGAUGGGAUCGACUUUUAUAUCCAAAGUGGACCAACAAAAUAUUAUGACCUAUUGGCGCGUUAUUUGGCUGCCUACAACACAAAAUCUCCAAGAAAGGUGUACCUAAGUGCAGCUCCUCAAUGCCUCAUCCCAGACAAGCAUCUAGAUGCUGCCCUAAACACGGGCCUUUUCGACUACGUUUGGGUUCGAUUCUUUAACAAUCCUUCAUGUGAGUACACUGCUUGGAAUAAGAAAAACUUCUUUAAGACAUGGAAUUAUUGGACAUCAAUCAAAGCAAGAAAUGUGUUCUUAGGGUUGCCUGCAUCCCCUAAAGCCGCCGACACCGGGUUUAUUCCGGUAGAUGUACUAAAGUCACAAGUGCUUCCUGUUAUUAAGAAAUCUCCUAAGUAUGGAGGUGUGAUGCUUUGGUCAAGGUAUUCGGAUCAAAUUGAAAAAUACAGUCCUUCCAUUAAAUACUACGUUUGAUGAAUUUGUGAAUACUCACAAAUUUAUCAAGAAACUUUACGUUACUCAUGAAUAAGCUAAA
Messenger RNA from Chenopodium quinoa (quinoa), 946 nucleotides. Its product is annotated as hevamine-A-like. Gene Ontology annotation, molecular function: chitinase activity. Gene Ontology annotation, cellular component: extracellular region. NCBI's taxonomy places the organism in Eukaryota, Viridiplantae, Streptophyta, Magnoliopsida, Caryophyllales, Amaranthaceae. The record is from RefSeq and is a predicted model, not a curated record. The transcript is spliced from 2 exons. Gene Ontology annotation, biological process: carbohydrate metabolic process. The coding region runs from base 1 to 885 and encodes 294 amino acids.